Messenger RNA from Aspergillus candidus, 2910 nucleotides. RefSeq names its product isoleucine--tRNA ligase ILS1. Lineage: Eukaryota; Fungi; Ascomycota; Eurotiomycetes; Eurotiales; Aspergillaceae. The record is from RefSeq and is a predicted model, not a curated record. Gene Ontology annotation, biological process: isoleucyl-tRNA aminoacylation. The transcript has a single exon. Bases 44 to 2845 code for a protein of 933 amino acids. Gene Ontology annotation, molecular function: tRNA binding; ATP binding; isoleucine-tRNA ligase activity.
CUUUGCUAACUGGGUUUCUAUUUUCUUUUCCCUACGAUAGACUAUGAACACGUCUUUCAUGGAGUCCGUCUGGUGGGUCUUCAAGCAGCUCUUCGACAAGGACCUCGUCUACAGAGGCUACCGGGUCAUGCCAUACUCGACCGCCCUCAACACCCCCCUCAGUAACUUCGAAGCCCAGCAAAACUACAAGGAUGUCCAGGACCCCGCCGUCGUUGUCACCUUCCCUCUCGUCAACGACCCCGAGACUUGCAUGCUCGCGUGGACGACCACUCCGUGGACUCUGCCCUCCAACACGGGCCUUGCGGUGCACCCGAAUUUCGAAUACGUCAAGAUCUUCGACGAAGCAUCUAAAAAGCACUACAUCCUCCUCGAAGCCUUGCUCCGGACCCUCUACAAGGACCCGAAGAAAGCCAAGUUCAAGGUCGUUGAUCGAUUCAAGGGCUCGCACAUGAAAGACUGGAAGUACGAGCCCCUGUUCAACUACUUCUACGAGGAGUUCAAGGACCAUGGAUUCCGCGUCCACAAUGCCGAAUACGUCACGGCCGAAGAUGGUACCGGUGUGGUUCACCAGGCCCCGGCCUUUGGUGAGGACGAUUACAAGGUCGCCAUGGACGCGGGUGUCAUCGGUGAUGGACGCCUGCCCCCCAACCCCGUCGAUCCGCAGGGCUGCUACACCGCCGAAGUCCCGGAUUUCGAAGGCCAGAACGUGAAGGCCGCCGAUCGAGCCAUCAUCAAGCACUUGAAGGCCGCUGGUCGUCUGAUCGUGGACAGCCAGAUUACGCAUAGCUACCCAUUCUGCUGGCGUUCCGACACUCCCUUGAUCUACCGUGCGGUGCCGUCCUGGUUCGUCAAGGUCCCCCCCAUCAUUCCUCAGAUGCUCCAGGGCAUUGAUGAAUCGCACUGGGUGCCCUCGUUCGUCAAGGACCGUAGAUUCUCCAGCUGGAUCCAGAAUGCCCGCGACUGGAACAUCUCCAGAAACCGUUUCUGGGGUACGCCGUUGCCCUUGUGGGUCAGCGAAGACAUGAAGGAAGUCGUGGCCGUGGGCAGUGUUGAGGAGCUCAAGACGCUCAGUGGAUACCAGGGUGAGCUGACGGAUCUCCACCGUGAUAAGGUGGACCACAUCACCAUCCCGAGCAAGCAAGGAAAGGGUGAACUGCGCCGUGUGAGCGAGGUGUUCGACUGCUGGUUUGAAUCGGGCAGCAUGCCUUACGCCUCCCAGCACUACCCCUUUGAGAACAAGGAGCAGUUUGAGAAGGGCUUCCCGGGCGAUUUCAUCGCCGAGGGUCUGGAUCAAACGCGCGGUUGGUUCUACACCUUGACCGUCUUGGGCACCCACCUGUUCGGCAAGCUGCCGUUCAAGAACUGCGUCGUCAACGGAAUCGUGUUGGCCGAGGACGGCAAGAAGAUGUCCAAGCGCCUGAAGAACUACCCCGACCCCACUCUCAUCAUGGACCGCUACGGCUCGGACGCUCUUCGUCUGUACCUGAUCAACUCGCCCGUUGUCCGCGCGGAGCCGCUCCGAUUCAAAGAGACUGGUGUUAAGGAGAUCGUUGCCAAGGUCCUCCUGCCCCUGUGGAACAGCUACAAGUUCUUUGAGGGUCAGGCGGCUUUGUUCAAGAAGACCAACGACACCGACUACGUCUUCAACCCGGAGUCGGAAGCCACCAACACCAAUGUCAUGGACCGCUGGAUCCUGGCCAGCUGCCAGAGUCUCCUCAAGUUCGUGAACCAGGAGAUGGCCGGGUACCGCCUGUACACCGUCGUCCCCCGGUUACUCGAGCUGAUUGACAACACCACCAACUGGUACAUCCGCUUCAACCGGAGACGUUUGAAGGGAGAAAACGGCAUCGAAGACACCCAGCACGCCCUGAACACCCUCUUCGACGUGCUCUUCACGUUGGUGCGCGGGCUCGCUCCGUUCACGCCUUUCAUUGCCGACACCAUCUACCUCAAGCUCCUCCCCCACAUCCCGGAGGCUCUCCGUAGCGAAGACAGCCGGAGCGUGCACUUCAUCCCCUUCCCCGAGGUCCGCGAGGAGCUCUUCGACGAGGUCGUCGAGCGGAGGGUUGAGCGGAUGCAGAAGGUCAUCGAGAUGGGUCGUAUCUCCCGUGAGCGCCGUACCGUGGGUCUGAAGACCCCCCUGAAGACGCUGGUCGUGAUCCACCAGGACCCUCAGUUCCUGGAGGACGUGAAGUCCCUGGAAGGCUACAUUCUGGAGGAACUGAACGUGCUCGAACUCAUCCUGUCUUCCGACGAGGAAAAGUACAACGUGCACUACAGCGUAAACGCCGACUGGCCCACGCUGGGCAAGAAGCUCAAGAAGGACGUCCAGAAGGUCAAGAAGGCGCUGCCGUCGCUCACCACCGACGACGUGAAGAAAUACGUGGCGGACAAGAAGAUCCUGGUAGACGGUAUCGAGCUGGCCGAGGGCGACCUGGUGGUCAAGCGGGACCUCAAGCAGGACGCGUCAUCGGCCAACAUGGAGCCCAACGCCAGCGGAGAUGUGCUGACCAUCUUGGACGCCAACCUCUACCCCGAGCUGGCGCACCAGGGUCUGGGCCGAGAGAUCAUCAACCGCCUGCAGCGUCUGCGUAAGAAGGCGGGCCUGGUCCCCACCGACGACGUGAAGAUGGAGUAUGCCGUCCUGGCCGAUCCGGAGGACGUUGGCAUCGGCGGGGCGUUCGAGACCCAAUCCCCGGCCAUCGAAAAGGCGGUGCGUCGGCCGCUGGAGCGGGUUGACCUUGUUGACGGGAAGGCCCCCAAUGGCAAUGCCGAGGCCUUGAUCAUGGAGGAGGAGCAGGAAGUCCAAAAAGCGACCUUCCUGUUGCGGUUGCUCAAGCUAUAGACGUGAUCCGGUCCGGGAUAGUGGCGGAUAUGACGUCGGUUUUAGACCUCUAUUUUCCUUAACAU